Molecule: messenger RNA, 1494 nt
Organism: Orycteropus afer afer
Lineage: Eukaryota; Metazoa; Chordata; Mammalia; Tubulidentata; Orycteropodidae
Product: cytochrome P450 7B1
Exons: 7
Coding region: 1-1494 (497 amino acids)
Biological process (GO): bile acid biosynthetic process; cholesterol homeostasis
Molecular function (GO): oxidoreductase activity, acting on paired donors, with incorporation or reduction of molecular oxygen; iron ion binding; steroid hydroxylase activity
Source: RefSeq, a predicted model, not a curated record
AUGGCCAUCUUGAUAAAGCCAAAACUUUUCGAGGUAAAUUUUAAGAGUCUUUCUUCUUUGUUUAUGUUAAUAGUGUGUCUUGUACAAAUGUCCAUGAGACCUGGCGAGCCCCCAUUAAUAAAAGGCUGGCUUCCUUAUUUCGGACAGAUCUGGAACUUCCAAAAAGCUCCCUUGGCUUUUAUAAAAACUCUUCAAAAGAAACAUGGUGAUAGUUUCACUGUUCUCUUUGGGGGGAAGUACGUAACAUUUAUCCUGGACCCUUUCCAGUUCCAGUUAGUGACCAAAAAUCCCAAACAAUUAAGCUUCAAAACAUACAAAGAUAAAUUAUCACGCCAUAUAUUUUCCAUCAAAAUGCUGUCAGGCAAUCAAAAGCUGUCCCAUGACCUUCAACUCUGCUAUCAGCAUUUGCAAGGCAAAUCUUUGGAUGUACUUAUUGAAACCAUGGCACAGGAUAUAACUCACGUUUUUGAAUCUAAAUUAUUAAAAGCCAGAAAUUGGGACACAGUACAUUUGUUGACAUUCUGCACCUCAGUAAUGUUUGAGAUCUCAUUUACAACUCUGCAUGGAAAACUCCUUGUUGCCGAUAGGGAAAAACUUUUUAGUGAGCUAAGAGAUAAUUAUAUUAAAUUUGAUGAAAAAUUCAUAUAUUUAGCAUCAGGCAUACCCAUUGAGCUCCUAGGAGAUACCAAGUCUACGCGGAAGAAAAUGAUAAACAACUUUACAAAAGAAAACUUAGCUAAGAUGCAAAGACAGUCAAAAUUUUUUCAAAUGAGGCAAGAUAUCCUGGAGCAGUACUAUGAGCCUGAUGACCUAGAAAUAGGAGCACAUCAUUUAGGCGUUUUCUGGGCCUCUUUGGCAAACUCUAUUCCAGCCCUGUUCUGGGCAAUGUAUUAUCUUCUGUGGCACCCAGAAGCUAUGGCAGCAGUGCGUGACGAAAUUGACCGUUUGCUGCAGUCAACAGGUCAAAAGAAAGAGUCUGGAUUUUUCAUCAACUUCACCAGAGAACAAUUGGACAGCCUGGUCUACCUAGAAAGCGUCGUUCUUGAGACUCUACGACUGUGUGCAUUUUCAAGUAUCAUUCGUUCUGUUGAAGAGGAUUUCGCUCUACCUGUGGAAUAUGGGCAGUGUCUUUUGCGAAAGGGAGACUUGGUAGCCAUCUUUCCUCCAGCCUUACACAAUGACCCAGAAAUCUUUGAAGAUCCACAGGAGUUUAGAUAUGAUCGUUUUGUAGAAGAUGGUAAGAAGAAAACCACCUUUUUCAAAAGAGGAAAAAAGCUGAGUCAUUACAUAAUUCCAUUUGGAUCUGGAACCUCCAAAUGUCCGGGCCGAUAUUUCGCAGUUUAUGAAAUUAAGCACUUGUUGUUUGCACUUGUAACUUACUUUGAUUUAGAAAUAAUUGAUGAUAAACCUGUAGAACAAAGCCACAGUCGCGUAUUGUUUGGUACUCACCCUCCAAAAUCAGAUGUUUUAUUUAGAUAUAAGGUAAAAUCUUAA